Molecule: messenger RNA, 2145 nt
Organism: Saccostrea cuccullata (small rock oyster)
Lineage: Eukaryota; Metazoa; Mollusca; Bivalvia; Ostreida; Ostreidae
Product: gelsolin-like protein 2
Exons: 13
Coding region: 171-1262 (363 amino acids)
Biological process (GO): actin polymerization or depolymerization; barbed-end actin filament capping; actin filament severing
Cellular component (GO): cytoplasm; actin cytoskeleton
Molecular function (GO): actin filament binding; phosphatidylinositol-4,5-bisphosphate binding
Source: RefSeq, a predicted model, not a curated record
AACCAACCAAGACUUUCGCGUGCUGCACGGGGAUGCUCUAACACAUUUGGUAGACCGCCGUGUUCCAGUGACGAGGAAGGAAGGGUUGUGCCGGUACACAGAGCUUAUCGAUUAUUGGAUUUUUAGGUUACGUGGGUUUCACUGUUCGAAGUUAAAUUAUCUCAAGCAAAAUGGCAGGACUAGUAAAAGCUAAGAAAUAUGACUGGAAGGACUCCAACAUGGCCCUGUUUGGGUCAGACACUGACAGACAGGUCAAAAAGGAAUCUGCUAUGACGGAGCCAGCAUGGGAGGGGGCAGGAACUGAGCCCGGACUUAAGAUCUGGCGCAUCGUGAAAUUUGAAGUCACAGAUUGGCCUAAAGAAGACUAUGGAAAAUUCUACAAUGGAGAUUCUUACAUUGUCCUUUAUACCUACAAGACUGGAGAUUCAGAAGAUCUGAAGUACGACCUCCACUUCUGGAUCGGCAAGAACAGCUCACAGGAUGAGUAUGGAACUGCUGCAUACAAAACAGUAGAACUGGACACCUACUUGGAUGACAAAGCUGUUCAACACAGAGAGGUUCAAGGUCACGAGUCUGAGAGGUUCAAGUCUUACUUCAAUACUAUUCAGAUAUUGGAGGGUGGAGCUGAGACAGGCUUCCGACACGUUGAACCAGUGGAGUACAAGCCCCGCUUAUUGCAGUUCAAUGGAAAGGGACGCCACAUCACCGUGAAGGAAGUGCCCUUCACAGAGAAGAGUCUGAAGUCUGAUGAUGUGUUUGUGUUGGACAAGGGACUGGAAAUCAUCCAGUGGAACGGAGCAGGGGCCAAUGGCAUGGAGAAAAUCAAGGCUCAACAAUUCUGUCAGCAGUUGGAGGCUGAGAGAUCAGGGGCAAGUAACUCUGUAGUGGAGGAGGGAUCUCGUGCUCCUGCAUUCUACGACGGUCUUCCUGAUGAAGAUGUGGAGAUGGAUGAGGAAGACGAGGGAGUCGAGACAGGGGACAAGACUCUAAUGAAAGUCUCGGAUGCUGGUGGACAGAUAGAAAUGACUGAAGUUAAGAAGGGAACAGUUACCAGGGACGAUCUGACUUCAGAUGACGUAUUCCUGGUAGACAAUGGUCUACAGGUGUUUGUUUACGUUGGUGCUAAUGCUUCUGUAGCAGAAAAGAGGAAUGGAUUCCCCUAUGCUCAUAAAUACAUCAAGGAUAACGACAAGAAGCCAUACAUGCAGGUGACAGUUGUUAAGGAGGGACAACAGUCGGAGCUGGACAACGUUCUUGCCUAAAUAUUGACAUUAACUCCGCCCACCUAGUCACAUGACUGCCCGUAACAGUGUCCCAUAGACUGUAGACAUUGCAACUGUCAGGAGCAUCCCAUUGUGCUGCAUCACCUUGUUUUGGUGUUAAAAUGUUAAGAUUUGUCAAAAUUAAAAAAUAUAUACCCUGUAUUUCAAUAAUGUUUUUCCUUUAAAAAAAUGUAAAAUAAGAUUUUUUUCCCAAAUGCUUUUAUUUUAUAUCAGAAAUAUAUUUUUCUUCACAAAUGCUUUGUAGAAGGCUAUAUUUACAUGACGUACUGCCUGGAGGGCUUUCAAGCAGAAAUAUCCUCUGUGACUUUGUUUUGGUAUUUAGUGUAGCAUUUGCUGUUAUUUCAUUUUAUUCUUUGCUGGGCAUUUACAUCACUGGUGGUGCAUUUGAUUCUGUUGUCCUCUGUAUAUCAUAAUCAAUGUUGUGAUUAUACUGUAUAUCCUUAUUUCAUAUGAACAAAUAAUGGUAAUAGUGCUUAGAUGCUUGAAUCAAAGAUUGCAAAUAUUAUUUUUGUUAGAAAUAAUUUUUUUUGGUUUUUUUUUCUCCUCAUUUUUUUUAUGGUAUUUUCAAACAACUUGUAAACAGGUUUAUACAUUGCUCAUGAAUUUUUUUUUCUUCUUAACUUUAUUAAUUUGCCAUGUUGAAGAUGAUUUUUCAUUUUUUAUAAAAGUGAAGUUAUUCUAUGUUAUUUUGCACAUUUUUUAAAAAAAGUAUUUAUGUACACAUUUAAUGUUUUUUUUUAUAUGCUGCAAUAGAGAUGAAAGUCACAUGCCAGUCAUGUGAUUUGUCUCCUUAACAACCACUCCUGCUUCCUAUAGGUAUCUUAAUAACAUAUCUAAAAAUAAAUUAUUUCACACAGUUGUA